This is a messenger RNA of Cheilinus undulatus (humphead wrasse), 591 nucleotides long. It is a transcript of the gene fabp4b, whose product is annotated as fatty acid binding protein 4b. The coding region runs from base 89 to 493 and encodes 134 amino acids. Gene Ontology annotation, molecular function: fatty acid binding. The transcript has 4 exons. Gene Ontology annotation, biological process: fatty acid transport. The record is from RefSeq and is a predicted model, not a curated record. Gene Ontology annotation, cellular component: nucleus; cytosol. Lineage: Eukaryota; Metazoa; Chordata; Actinopteri; Labriformes; Labridae.
CCAGUCUCUCUCUGCUUUUACUCGUUGAAUCAGGACGACCUGCGAUAUCUUGAGUUUGUGUAGCAGAUUGAGUUUCAGCUCCUUCAUCAUGGUUGAGCAGUUUGUUGGAACCUGGACUCUUGCUUCCAGCGAGAACUUUGAUGAAUACAUGAAGGCAAUUGGUGUGGGCUUUGCCACACGACAAAUGGGCAACAUGGCAAAGCCAAACCUGGUGUUCAGCGUGGACGAUUCAGGAGUGGUUACAAUGAAGUCCGAGACCACUUUCAAGACUACAGAGAUCAAGUUCAAGCUGAAUGAGGAGUUUGAGGAGACUACUGCUGACGGCCGAAAGACAAUGACAACCUUCACUCUGGAGAAAGGCAAACUGGUGCAGCUGCAGGCGUGGGAGGGAAAGAAGACAACACUAGAAAGAGAGGUUCAAGAUGGAAAACUAACAGCUAAAUGUAUCAUGGAUGACAUUGUUGCAGUGAGGACCUAUGAGAAGGCAGCGUAACUUUAACAAUUAAGAUUGUUGAGCCUGGGACCAUGAAGAUGCCAAAUGCACUGAGCUUUUGCCAAACAUGCCAAUAAAGUUUGAACUGUGAUCCUGAA